Messenger RNA from Blastomyces dermatitidis ER-3, 3713 nucleotides. RefSeq lists its product as uncharacterized. Gene Ontology annotation, molecular function: transmembrane monodehydroascorbate reductase activity. The transcript is spliced from 3 exons. The record is from RefSeq and is a predicted model, not a curated record. The coding region runs from base 479 to 2686 and encodes 735 amino acids. Lineage: Eukaryota; Fungi; Ascomycota; Eurotiomycetes; Onygenales; Ajellomycetaceae.
CUAUCCUCACUUGUCAUAACAACUUCUACAUAUAACAUACAUACAUGCAGUGUCCCUAAUCCCUUGCUCUUAUACCGUGGCGACUAUUCACUAUUCAAAACAUCCGCAUCCUUUUGAUCCUCUCACUGACGGAGGCGGAGAGUUCAACCACCUAUCUAUACAAUUCACACUUUGAUUUGCGCUGCGAUUGGGCAUUUCCCUCGUUUAGAGCUCACCGCUAUCUGCCCAGAUUUGCCGCUACAUCAGUUCCUGCGAAGUAUCGACCGUCAUACUCCUUGGGUUGGCUUAUGGUGCAUUCCUCGGGGCGAGGGAUCUUGUAAAGAUCUCCUCUGCGGGCCCCGGCGGCGUUGGGACCACGAAGAAAAUAGAAAGAGCUGAGGAUAGGUGGAACGGCAGCUGCAAAGCAGGGGACAAAAGGGACGACCAUCGCAAAUUUAUUUAACCUUAUCCCUUGGAUCGCUCAGUUGAGAACCAGAAUAUGUCUCCUUCUCCACAACUGGCCCCGCCGGGGUCCAGUACCUACUCGUCAAACACUCUGAACGUCGGGGAUGGAACAUGGGAUUCGCAGCGGAAUACCUUCCUUCUGCCGAAUUUGAUGGGCUUGAAUUUCGAAACGAUGCGAUAUAAUGGUAUGGGGAACAGAUUUCGUGAAAUGGCCGGCUACCAUUCCUUAAUUCGAGCCCACGGCGUUAUAGCUGCCAUCACGUUCCUAGGCCUCAUUCCGACUGCCAUAUUAAUGGCUCGUUUCUAUUCUCCAUCCCCGUUUUGGGCGUUAAGAUACCACAUAUGGCUCCACGUUCUCUCCCUGUUUUUAUCGACUGUUGUUUUCGUUUUAGGAUGGUUUGCUGUCGGACCUAACAGGAGUUUAACAAAUCCCCAUCAUGGGAUUGGGUUGGCGAUAUAUGUUAUGAUCAUUUUUCAGACCUUUUGGGGCUGGUUUGUACAUAAGCGCACAAAGGGCAAACGGUUGUUCCAUAUGCCUUUGAAGGUUAUGUUCCAUAAAUGGCUGGGUCGAGCGCUGGCACUCCUCGGAAUUGCCCAAAUACCCCUUGGGCUUGCUCUUUAUGGUUCGCCAUUGGCUCUAUUCAUCCUCUAUGCUCUCGCAGUUUUUACCCUGGUCCUCAUUUAUUUCAUCCUCACCUACCUCCAUGAACGCCGUAUAGGUGCGGACUAUGACAGCCGUGGUAGCUAUAUGUCAGGCCCUGAAAUCGUUGAAGAUGGUCACAGUCACAGCAACGCCGGCCGUCUCGCAACUGCCGGAGCUCUUGGGCUAGGUCUUGGAGUGCUUGGAAAUCGCAUGAGGAAUCGGUCACGAAGCAGAACUUCCAUAGACGAAUCAGAUAUGACCCCUCGACCGCAUCGUGAUGACGAAAAAAGCGAUCACCACCAUGGCGGGAGUGGGUGGAGGAAACGCAUCCUCCAAAUAGGUGCCCUUGCGGGUGCUGCGGGUCUGGCGAAAAAAUACUUUGAUAAGCGCCGUGACCGGGAGAGUGAUACUGAGUCAGGAAGAUAUGAACCAGCACAUGGACAUGGACAUGGGCACCAUGACAGUCUCUAUGACGAUUCCUUGGCUCAUACCGAGGAAGGGAGGCCACGACCUAGCCAUCCACGAGCAUACGAUGGGCCUCCUAGCCGCCCACCAAGCAUAGGAUAUACUGACAGCGGGUAUUUCGAAGAGAGCGAACGAGGCCACGGGGUCCGUAACGCUCUUUUUGGCGCAGGUGCAUUUGCCGCGCUGAGAGGAAUUUUCAAAAGUCGCGAGAGAAAAGAGCAAGAGCGAGUCGAAGAGCUUCGACGGCAGGAUAUCGAAAAUGAGCGAAGAGCGAGACAGAGCGCAAAUCAACGGAGAUACACAGGCGAUGGCCAACCUCCGCCGUCGCGUAGAACCCCAGGGCGGAGAUACUCAUUCAGCACGGAAAUGACAGAGAGUACAGACCCCCACGUGGCGCCCCCUCCAAGUGAUAUCCCUCCUGUACCUCCCGUCCAUCGUCAUCAUCAUCAUAAUCGUACCGUCUCUGGAUCAGACACUGUAACAUCAAUUGGCGGCGCUGGUGGUGAUGGUAAAAAGCCCCAAAGAUCAUCAGCAGGAUCAGCAGCGACUGCGACAGCAGCAAACUCCAGCCGCCGACGCCGGGGUCGUGACCAAUCCGUCGACUCCGAGCCCGUUUCCAUCAACGUAAAAUUUCACAAUGACAAAGGCCGCCGCGUCACGCUCCGCCGCCUAACACCAGAGGAAGCAGCUGCGUCACGUAGAGCAAAGAGGAAGGAUCCUCGCCGCUCUAGUCGCCAACGGCAUGGGAGUGUCAGCUCCCUAUCAGGCCAUGAGGGAGCGGAUGAUCACUGGCGCCGCGUCGAAGAGCGGGAACGCAUGCAGCAGGAGGAUAUGGAUGCUGCUGCUGCUGCCGCUGGUGGCGGUGCUUCCACUGCCGCGCCAGCAUCGACUAUAGGCCCACCAACACCAACGCCAAUCCGGAACUACACCGGUGUCCCACCACCUGGUGGUAGUAGUUACUCUGGCCCAUUACCGCCUCCCCCGCCUAUACCUGGUGUUACUCCUUCAAGUUACCUCACCUCUCCCCCUCCUGGUAGUACGGAUUUGAGCAGUCAUGCCAGUAAGAGAGAGCGGAGGAGAGCGGAAAGGAGGACGAUGUCGAGACAGGGGAGGCAUAAUGUGGAGUUUACUUGAGAAGGUUUAUUCAUCCGUUUGUUUAUUCUGCGCAAACCCCCCCCUUUACCAACUUUUUUCCCUUUCUGAGAUGUUAUCUUUGGACUUUUUAUUCUGAGAGCUUUCUCUAUGUUUGUGAUGUUUUCUACGCUUUUGAUGCCUUUUGACGCCCCCUUUCUUUUUUACGUAUUAUGGAUCUGGAUGACUAACUUCCAAUGUAACUAUACAAAUUCCCCCUUGCUUUUAUUCCUUCUACCGGCCUUUCUUCUUCCGUAUUUAGUCUUGUUAUUUCUAUUCUGUGCCACUAUUGGUAGGUAUAUAUUUGCGUUCAUGUUCCAAAUAUACAGAGAUGCGAUUACAUACCCCAUCAAAGCUAGAUAUCCAAACACACCAAGUUUGGCUCGGCAUUCUUGUUCAUCAUUACAUUUUCGUACACUGUAUUGCGAAUAUCUUCGCCCUCUUUGUUCUCUGUUCUUCCAAGUUGGCAACCCCCCACUGCUCUCAAAAACUCCUUUGCGCAGGAUCCAUGACACUACUUUAGAGAAUCAAUCUCAGCAUCUAUAUUCACAUUUUUCUUUCUGCGUCUCUCGUAUUGAAAUAUCUUUUCUGUUUAUGUGCUUUGUAUUAUUACUCAACUUUUCUUUUCAUUACUCAAUUGUUAUUCAGUUUUCGAGAGGAUAUGUUGCAUCUAAAAGAAUGUAUAUGCGUUUGAGAUUAAAAUGAGCGGAAAAUUUGCGUAGAUAUAAAUGGCUGAACAAGAAUGUAGUGGAAGUGAUGCUUUUUCAUACUAGAUUACUAAAAUUCGUGCGGAAGAUGAAACACAAGAAGUUUUUAUGUAACUUGUUCUGUUGACUGAGUUACAGAGAAGAGGGCAAAAAAAAGGGUUCCGCUAGAAAGAUUGCUAGGAGUGAUAUAGAGAGAUCAAAGGAUAGAGAUAUAAAGCGCUUUUUAAAACUGAAAGUUUAGUCAUUGAACAGAAGACAUGUAAGUAGAUAGUGGUUGCUGGAUUUUUUAAUUCUACAUUGCUCAACGCUUUAUAAUGGAAAAA